AAGAUGCACCGCGAACUCCCCGCCGCCUCCAUCCUCGCCGCCAUCCUCGUUCUCCUUCCGACGCCAUGGCACUGGCGCGCUGGAAACGUUGCCACGCUAUCCAUGAUCGCCUGGCUCUUUGCUGUCAAUGUCAUUUACGCUGUCGACUCUAUCAUCUGGAGCCAUACGGUCCAGAGGACCGCGUUCGUUUGGUGCGAUAUUACAACCAAGAUACUCAUCGGCGCCAACAUGGCCCUACCAGCGGCAUGCAUGUGUGUAUGCAUACACCUAGAGCAUGUCGCCUCCGUCCGCCAAGCUCUCACCACGCUGGCGCAGAAGAGACGGAGGCAGAUCAUGGAAGCUGUUCUGUGCUAUCUUGUUCCUUGUAUCUGGAUGGGCCUGCACUACAUAGUUCAGGGUCACCGUUUUGACAUUAUUGAAGAGUUCGGCUGCCGCCCUUCUAUCUACGUUUCCAUCCCCGCCAUCUUCCUUAUGUGGGUUCCGCCCCUCAUCAUGUCGGCGGUCUCGCUCGUAUUUGCAGCGCUCGCUUUCUCCCACUUCGUCCGGCGGCGCAUCACGUUCGCCAAGCACCUCGAGAACUCCAACUCAGGGCUCAACGCGUCGCGCUACCUGCGCCUCAUGCUCCUCGCGCUCAUCGAGAUGUUCGCGAGCGCGGCCGCGGUCUCCGCGACGCUCGGCUUCUCCGUCAUCUGGGACAUGCGCCCGUGGACGAACUGGGCGGACGUGCACUGGGACUUCAGCCGCGUCGACACGUUCCCGACGCCGUUCCUCCCGCCGUUCAUCUACCGCUUCUACUACGCGUGCUGGUGGAUCGCGCCCGUGUCCGCGUACCUGUUCUGUGCGUUCUUCGCGUUCGGGCAGGAGGCGAUGGGCGAGUACAAGGCGUACGCGCUAUGGGUGUGGACGCGCGUCUUCAGGCAGACGCCGCGCGCGAAGAGCAUGAAGUCGUCCACCGGCGGAUUCGUUCCGAUGCCCCCUUCUCGGUAUGUG
Molecule: messenger RNA, 990 nt
Organism: Trametes versicolor FP-101664 SS1
Lineage: Eukaryota; Fungi; Basidiomycota; Agaricomycetes; Polyporales; Polyporaceae
Exons: 4
Biological process (GO): G protein-coupled receptor signaling pathway
Cellular component (GO): membrane
Molecular function (GO): mating-type a-factor pheromone receptor activity
Source: RefSeq, a predicted model, not a curated record